CAUUCACAAUUUCCAUUCAUCAAUGGCGGAGCUGCAACGCUAAUCUCCAGAUAUUAUCAUCACACAUUUUCCAAUCAUCACACCCUAUUCAUCAAUCAGAUUCUGCACGAUUUACUUCCUUUCCCCCUAUCAUCAAUCAAUUGCCUUACGUUUCUUUCUAAUUCAGUUAGGUUUUUUCAUUUAAGGUUCCGAUUUAGGGUUUAUAUGAAAUUUUGGUGAUGAAAGUGAAGAUUAUUGCGAUAAGUGUUGAGGAGAUAGGGUUUAUUGAUGGAAUUAACAUCUAAUUCGAAGGUGUCGAGUGUCGGUAAUGGUGGUGUCGGUUGUAUUGAACAUACUGUUACAAAGUUUGAUACGCUAGCUGGUGUCGCAAUCAAAUAUGGCGUUGAGGUUGCUGACAUUAAGAAGAUGAAUGGCCUAACAACCGAUUUACAAAUGUUUGCGCUCAAGUCGCUUAAGAUACCAUUACCAGGCAGGCAUCCGCCAUCUUCCGUAAUCUCAAAUGGAUAUCAUACUCAAGGACAAACUAGCGCGGAGGUGACCUCCAGCCGUAGAUAUUCAGAUUCAUUUAGUCCAAUUAGAUCAUUGAGAUUAUCAUCUUCACCCCAAAGGAACAUCUCAUCAUCAAUCAGUUCUUUAAGAGAAUAUUACGGUCUUCCACCAAUCAAUCAGAAAGGUGUCACUAAAAGUUUUGAAAUGACUCAAACCAACACACCCCUCGGUCUUCACAGGAAGUCAAAAAGUGAAAAUAACGGCUUUUCCAAGAUUUGUAAAACGGGUAACGUUCCUGUUCCAAACGAUAAGGGAGCUGGUUCCGAUAAAAGCAUUGAAAAGCUAGUAAGAAGGCGUAAAUCAGAGGUUGACCUUAACAACCGCUCCCCAGAAGACUUAGCAGUAUUGCAGUCGAAAAUAGCUAAUCAUACAACUACUGAACCCGAAUCAGGUGCCCCCAACAUGGUUCCGUUAGGAUCCAGAGAGUCAUCAAUGGGUCAAGUUUUCAGUGGGGUGAGGAAGUCUUCAAGUGCACCGACUUUUCUACAGUCAGAGAUUAAUAAUAAUAACUGUUAUAACAAUAGCCCGGCUUCAUCUUCAAUUUGGCCAAUGUCUAUACUGAAUUUCACCGCUGAUCUUCAAGCCAUGUCCAUAGCGGCCAUAACAAGUCCACUUUUUGAUGGAUUGUCAAAGCCACCGAGUGGGAGGAAGAGCAAGGCGGCUCGUGAUUAGUAAACGAUUUACUUUUUUCGUGUCUAUUUAAACGAUAAAGAGUCAAAUUGGUGUCAUUGUGAGAAAAUAGAAACAAUUGGUGCCAUUUUGAGAAAACAGAAAGAAUUGGUACAGUUAUUGUCCAGGGAUACACACUUUAGAUAGCAGUUGGAAGAGAAUGUUGAGUAUGCUGUGCUGAAUGAAAAAUUGUGUAAUUUUCCUUUUUAUUUGGUAUACACCAAGAAUUAUAAAUAA
Helianthus annuus (common sunflower) is the source of this 1455-nucleotide messenger RNA. RefSeq lists its product as uncharacterized. The record is from RefSeq and is a predicted model, not a curated record. NCBI's taxonomy places the organism in Eukaryota, Viridiplantae, Streptophyta, Magnoliopsida, Asterales, Asteraceae. The coding region runs from base 268 to 1221 and encodes 317 amino acids. The transcript is spliced from 3 exons.